UUUGAUCGGGAAGGUCGAUCAAGUGCGAAACGGAUCGAGUCGCUUUUCUCGGCUCAGUUUUGCUCGAAUAAGCGCGGCGCAAGGAUCGCAGUGUGCCUGUGGGUGAUAAGAGGAUGUUUGUGCCUUAAGAGUUGUGAUAUUGUUGUGGAAAAAUCGAAUUGUCAAAUAAAUUCCAAGUGUCAAGAUGAAAUCGUGUGUGUGUUAAGUAAAUAAAUAUAAGUGUUGUGUGUUUUCUUCAUUCUGAUCAUUACUUGAGUGUGUUUUUAUCGAACGUGCCAUGCGAUGCAGUACUCGACUUUGAGCCGUGAACGUAAAGGUUCAGUGACUAGUACAACGCAUAAUGUCGCCAAUUGGUUUUCCUCGUUGAAACGUACGAAAAAAGGCAAAAACCACAAGAGCGAUGCGACGUCGAAAAGCGCCUGGGAUUUGGCCACUUUGGCCACCUACAGGACAACGUUGGCUCCACUGAUGUGUUCGUGUGUGCGUGUGUGUGCCUCGUACGUUGUUUACGGUUUGUUCCCUUGUUGUUGCUCGUGUUCGUCAGGGCACCUCAAAGAUGAAUUGGUGGAGGUCGUCUCCGAGAUGGAGUCGCUCGAUUCGGGCGAAGACGGUAAAAACAGCAACAAGACCAAAAUGAUGUCGAUUGGAAGGAAGAAAUUUAAUAUGGAUCCGAAAAAAGGGAUCGAGUACCUGAUUGAGAAAGGAUUAUUGCAGAAUACGGCCGAAAGUGUGGCGCAGUUUUUGCACAAAGGCGAGGGACUGAAUAAGACAGCGAUCGGUGAUUAUUUGGGAGAGAAAAACGAUUUUAACGAAAAGGUGCUGCAAGCUUUCGUCGAUCUGCACGAUUUUACCGAUCUCAUACUAGUCCAGGCGUUGAGGCAAUUCCUUUGGAGCUUCCGUUUGCCCGGGGAAGCCCAGAAAAUCGACCGAAUGAUGGAAUGUUUCGCGAAGCGCUACUGCGACUGCCAGGGCGAGAACAACAUUUUUGAAAAUUCGGACACUUGUUACGUGUUAUCGUUCGCGAUAAUAAUGCUUAACACGAGUUUGCAUAAUCCGAGUGUGAAAGAUAAGCCCACGAUCGAGCAGUUUAUUAACAUGAACCGGGGGAUUAACCAGGGUCAAGACCUGCCUCGAGAGUUACUUGUGGGUUUGUAUGAGAGUAUUAAGGCCGAACCGUUUAAAAUCCCUGAGGAUGAUGGGAAUGAUUUGAUGCACACGUUCUUCAAUCCGGAUAAGGAGGGGUGGCUGUGGAAGCAAGGGGGGCGGUACAAGAGUUGGAAGAGGCGGUGGUUUAUUUUGAACGAUAAUUGUUUGUAUUACUUCGAGUAUACGACUGACAAGGAACCGCGCGGCAUUAUUCCGUUGGAGAAUAUUUCAGUGAGGGAGUGUACAGAUAGGCAGAAGCAGCACUGUUUCGAGUUGUAUGCGAGUGGGGGCGCUGAUUUCAUCAAGGCUUGUAAGACGGACUCGGAGGGGAAAGUUGUUGAAGGGAAACACACUGUAUACAGGAUGUCGGCGAGCAGUGAAGAAGAGAAGAACGAAUGGAUGCAAAGGUUGAAGCAGAGUAUUAGUCAUAAUCCGUUCUAUGAUAUGUUGGCAAACAGGAAACGGAAAGCUCAACAUCAUAACUAAUUUUUUUAUACAUAAUAAAGGUUUGAUCGGAAGGGUCGUUUGAUUUCUGUGAAAUUGAACGAGAGUGCGAAAUCUCCAAUUCCUAGUCUUGGUUGACAUAUUAUUUAUUUAUUGUACAUAAUGUUUUCGUUGCAACGGAUGUAUAUACAGGUGUAUUUUGUUUUUUUGUAUAGAUUUUGUGUAAAUAAAUUUACAAGUUUCUA
Tribolium castaneum (red flour beetle) is the source of this 1835-nucleotide messenger RNA. It is a transcript of the gene step, whose product is annotated as steppke. The record is from RefSeq and is a predicted model, not a curated record. Gene Ontology annotation, biological process: regulation of ARF protein signal transduction. The coding region runs from base 283 to 1632 and encodes 449 amino acids. The transcript has 6 exons. NCBI's taxonomy places the organism in Eukaryota, Metazoa, Arthropoda, Insecta, Coleoptera, Tenebrionidae. Gene Ontology annotation, molecular function: guanyl-nucleotide exchange factor activity.